Molecule: messenger RNA, 450 nt
Organism: Entrophospora sp. SA101
Lineage: Eukaryota; Fungi; Glomeromycota; Glomeromycetes; Entrophosporales; Entrophosporaceae
Source: the annotation of a GenBank genome assembly
AUGGGAGUUGAAACUUUAUCUGAUGUUACGUAUCGUUCACAUGACACUCGUACUGAAUUAACAAAUCUUAGUGAUCCGGGUCCUUAUGCUAAACCACCUAGACCUAAGGUUGCAGCCAAUGCUGUAAUGGAUUUUGAUAAUAACAACAAUCACACGCAAACCAGAACAACUUCGGCAAUAACAACAACCGUUAAACCAAGAAAAUUUCUCGAUCUUCGAAUUUCAAACAAAUCACUUCUGGUUCUUAAUGCUACACUGGAAUCCACUGUUAAAGAACAAACGGAUAAAAUUGCUACAAUGCCAUCAUUUGAAGUAAUGAUGGAGACACAACAAAAGCAAUCUGAAUAUCUUAAUAAAGUUGAAGAACUAAUUAACACACUAUCAACCAGAAUGAAUGAACAUGAAAAUGAGAUAAAAGUUAUGAUACGUCAAAUCGUAUUGAAAACGUAA